Molecule: messenger RNA, 1863 nt
Organism: Odontomachus brunneus
Lineage: Eukaryota; Metazoa; Arthropoda; Insecta; Hymenoptera; Formicidae
Exons: 5
Coding region: 291-1733 (480 amino acids)
Source: RefSeq, a predicted model, not a curated record
GUUUGACUUUUAAACGAUAUAAACAGCGAUUUAAAGCUUUAUAGUCACAAACGGACUAAGAACAGGCGAUCACGUUUUGCGUACUUUUAACUAUAAACUCGACAAGUAUAUCGUAAUUGUAACAUUAUUUAAUUUAUCUAAAUGAUAAAUAGCAAAAAGUGUAAAUAUUCUAAUUGACAGCAAUAACUCUAUAUCUGACAAAUCUAAUCGUAUGAAAACAAAGAGCUGCUUGUUGGUACUGUUUUAUAUCGGCCACGUUUCGUGUCACCUCUUGAAAUAUUACGUGAAUCAUGGGCAAUUAUAUGAACAAAUUGCUCUUUCAUGCUGAUGAAAAUCGAAAAGAAAAUGAAACACAGACUCUGGAGCAGCAACAAAUAACUAAAGAAGAUGAUAAGUUAUGCACACCAUGUUCCGAAGGAAAAUUGUUGGCUGAUCCACGUUCAGCUUCACUAGAGAUCAAAAGAACUCCUAUCUUGGUUGACAACACCCCAGUGGGAGUAAAUAAAAGAGUGCUUAACGCAAUACCAAAACAUUUACAAACAAAACAAUAUCUCGAAACUAAUUUGGAUUUAAUUAUGCCACCAUGGUCACCGAAGAAACAUUUUAUGGCAAAAUGGGCAACUGAUAACCAAUCACAAGAAUUGGAAAAAGAACAAAAUUCUUCAACGCUAGAUACAAAUGUUGCAAAAACACCAAAAAAUCUAACAUUAAUUGAAAAAGAACGUUAUAGAAUUUUGGGUCUUGACCCAAGAUCUCCAGCAGCUGAUUUUAGCAGAACUCCUAUUUUAGUACCAAAAUCUCUCGCGCUAUUAAAGGCCCGAUCACAAGAUAACUUAAAUCGCAAGGGCAGUUAUGAAACAGAUGUUUACAAUCCAAGAAACUCAUGGCAAGAAACAAGCAUAUCACUCGAUAACACUGAAAUGCAAUUGUUGCCAGACAUAGCUUCCAAACGCCUAAAAGAGCUAGAUUCUAAAACGCAAACCGAAUUAAAUAUACUCGAUAUACACGAGUCCGAUUCGGAUAAUUCCGAUUCAAAUGUUUUUGUAAACGAAGAAGACGUCACAGUUAUUAAAAACACAAACAUUAAAAUGACAAAUAAUAGAUCAUUAGUUACAGACAAAUGGACAUUUACAGAAAUUGACAAACAAGAAGACAGCAAGGACAAACAGAAUGAUUACAAAGACGUUAUUGAACAAAAUAUGAGAUCUAUGCAAAUAAAAGAAGACAAUAAAAUUAAAAUAUGGCACGAUUCGUCAGUAUCAGAGAAAAAUGUACCAAGUGAGAUAGAGCAAAAGGAAAUUCAAGAGAAUAUCGAGGGAGAAUUAUUCCGGGAAGAGAUUCUAAAGGAAAAUAUAAUGCACGAUGAAUAUCUUGUAAAUAGUAUCUCUCCAUCAAAAUUUAUAAAGAUCGAAAAUAUCCAGAAAAAGGAAGACGUAGGAGGAGAUAUAAAAAAGAUUCCUAAAACAGAUGCAAAAUUGAAGUCAGACGAGAAAAAGAUUUAUAGCCCGGAUAGCAAAUAUUGUAACGAAGUACCCAAGAAUCGGACGCCUCUUGGCAAUAGGUCUAAUAACGGUAUAACUCAAGGAAUACCAGCAAAAUCACCGCAACAACUAUUAAAAAAUAAGACUUUAAUUACUAAAGUGCAGCAAGAGAACACACCACCCUAUAAAAGUUACAAUGCAAAAACUAAAAACGGAAUUCAGUGGGACCCAAAUUCUUCAAUUAUCAUAUAAAUGAUACAUUUAAAACGAUAAAGAAGGUAAUAUUUAGUUGCUAUUUUUAUCCUAAGACUACACUGAUGUUAUUUUGUAUUGCAACUUGUAAGACUUAAUUUAUAUUUAAAUAUAUUUAAUAAUUAUAAAA